Molecule: messenger RNA, 711 nt
Organism: Centruroides sculpturatus (bark scorpion)
Lineage: Eukaryota; Metazoa; Arthropoda; Arachnida; Scorpiones; Buthidae
Exons: 2
Coding region: 1-711 (236 amino acids)
Source: RefSeq, a predicted model, not a curated record
AUGACUAAAAAGGCGGUGGCUAUUGUAAAAGCAAAGGCUUUAGAAGAGGCUUAUAAAGUUUUCGAAAGGAAAGGUGGUGAGAGGCAGUUGAUGCGAAUUGCCAAAGCAAGAGAUAAGGCAUCAAAAGAUUUUACCUCUAUUAAACUGAUCAAAGAUCAUAAGGGAGUGGUAUUACAAGAUUACAAAAGGGCCAAGGAAAGAUGGAAAGUAUAUUUUAGGAAUUUAUUGAAUGAAGAAAACCCCAGAACUUUAUACGAGAAUGGAGAGGCAAAUGAAGCAGUGGUGCAAGAUAUUAGCAAAGAAGAAGUGGAAAGUGUGCUUAGGAAAAUGAAGAUGUGGAAAGCAGAGGGAAUUGAUAUCCUCUGGGAACUAAUGAAACUCUGGCAGCAGGAGAAAAUCCCAGAUGAAUGGAGAAAGUGCAUUAUUGUGCCGAUCUUUAAAGGUAAAGAUGUACAGAAUUGCGGAAAUUACAGAGGUAUAAAGAUAUUGUCCCAUACUAUGAAGACUUGGGAGAAAAUUGUAGAAAGAAGGAUUAGGCAGGAAUCUGAGAUUGAAGCGGGACAGUUUGUCUUUUGCCGGGAAGGAGUACGAAUGAUGCUACUUUUGCUGAUGGAAACGCACAGGGAAAUGCAGGAAAAUUUGCACAUGGUGUUUAUAGAUCUAGAAAUGCGCAUGAUAAGGUAUCAAGGCAAGAGAUAUGGAGAUGGUUGA